Molecule: messenger RNA, 6827 nt
Organism: Coregonus sp. 'balchen'
Lineage: Eukaryota; Metazoa; Chordata; Actinopteri; Salmoniformes; Salmonidae
Source: the annotation of a GenBank genome assembly
GGUGACACCGCCUGGUUGCUGUAUGACACAUACGGUUUCCCCCUGGAUCUCACUGCCCUAAUCGCUGAGGAGAGGGGGAUGAUGGUGGACGUUGCUGCUUUUGAGGAGGAGAAGAAGGCUGCCCAGGUGAGAGUGGAGAAAUGGAGACCAGUAGAAAAGAUAGAGCCUUGGAUUGGCAUGGGAGUUGAUGUGGAUUUUUUAAUUUGCCUGUAGAGGUUGGAAAUGUACUGCUUUGUGAAUGUACACAGACAUGAAUGCUUUCCUCUGUCAGCAUUUCUCAGUCAGUAUUGCACUAAGUGAGUAGUGCCUUGCUCUGCUUAUUAGAUAAAUCAGUAUUUACAAGACAUUACAGCUCCAUUACUUGCAGUGUUAAUUCAUACUGAAAAGCUCCUUUCCACAUUGGAGUGAAGGUCAAAAUCACUUCAAUAAUGUAAUAUGAUAUCAGUGCUAAGCAUGCAAGUUGGCUUUCUAUCUAAAGAAUGAGUAUGAUGUUUCCGCAUAAUGAAUGACUGAUUCAUCAUUGGAGUGAAGUUAGUUGCAGGUUUUUGCAAUGGAAAUAGAACAGAGAUUGGGAUAAGGCUGUCUCCUCCAUGUCCCUCCCGCUCAGAUUAAGUCCCAGGGGAAGGGCUCUGGGGAUGAGGACCACAUCAUGCUGGACAUCUAUGCCAUCGAGGACUUACGCAACAAGGGCAUCGCUGCUACUGACGACACACUCAAGUACAGCUACAGUGCUGACGACAGCGGCAACUAUGGUGAGAGACCCAAAUAAAAUAAACUCAGUUUUAUUAACCAACUCAAAGAUUGUUUGCUUGGUAUUUAUUCAAAUCACUUUCUUGCUUGUGUCUGUUUUAAUCCCUGUAUAUUUCUCUGUGGUUGUCCCAGAGUUUGAGCAGGCUGUGGGCACGGUGCUGGCUCUGAGGAGGGAGCGUGCCUUUGUGGAUGAGGUGACGACAGGGCAGGAGUGUGGGGUUCUGCUGGACAAGACUUCAUUCUAUGCUGAGCAGGGAGGACAGAGCUUCGACGAGGGCUACAUGCUGAGAGAGGACGACUGUGUAGAUGAUGUAAGGACCUACAUGGAAGACAGGCCACUCUUUUUCAGUUGUAAAAGCCAUAUUAGACAUGAAUGUUGGCGGCAGGUAGCCUAGCGGUUGAGAGCGUUGGGCCAGUAACUGGAAGGUCGCUGGUUUGAAUCCCCGAGCCCACUAGGUGGAAUAUCUGCCGAUGUGCCCUUGUUCCUGUAAGUCCCUCUGGAUAAGAGCGUCUGCUAAAUGACUAAAAUGUAAAUGGAAUGUUAUUCUCUGUCUCCUUCUUACCACAUGUUACUCCCUUCCUCAGAGGAUGGAGUUCACAGUGAAGAACACUCAGGUUCGGGGUGGAUACGUGCUGCAUGUAGGAACGGUUUACGGCACUCUGAAGGUUGGAGAUCACGUCAUUCUGCACGUGGAUGAGGUAAUGCAUCACUCAAAAGUACAUUUUAAUGACUCAAUGUCGAUAUUUUCUUAACUGACUUGGUAUUUAUAGAAAUUGAUUGCAUCUCUGUCUAUUAUCCAACCUCCACCCCCUCUCUCUCAGGCUCGUCGUAGGCCCAUCAUGAGUAACCACACUGCCACCCACAUCCUGAACUUUGCCCUGCGGGAGGUCCUGGGAGAGGCUGACCAGCGUGGCUCCCUGGUGGCUCCUGACCGCCUGCGCUUUGACUUCACCGCCAAAGGUGCUCUGAGCACAGAAGAGGUGCGACGCACAGAGGAGAUUGCCUGCGCCAUGAUCCGCGACGCAAAGGUGAGAGGUCAUAGGUCAUAGGUCAUUGAAAGUGUGAGUAGGGGUAUGUUCAUUUCUGUUUGAUCAAGUGUUGUUUUUACACUGAGCUCUUUGGUUUCUGGUGUUAUUGAUCUCAGGCCUGUUGUCUAUUGUUUUAUUUGAGUAUUCCUUGACUGUUUCCUUGCCUUAUUGUACCUUAACAUUCUGUCUCGUCUCCUGUUUUCUUUUAUACAGUAUGUCACCCCAAGGCUCCUGUCAUCCUUUUCUCCUCCUCACAGAAUGCACUGUUUUCAAGCGUGUAUUACCAAGUCACGACAUCAGCUCUUUCUCUGUCUCUCUACAGCAUGUCUAUGCCAUGGAUACCCCCCUGGCAGCAGCUAAAGCCAUCCAGGGUCUGCGUGCUGUGUUUGAUGAGACCUACCCUGACCCGGUGCGCGUGGUGUCCAUUGGUAUCCCCGUGGCUGACCUCCUGGCUGACCCCAGCAGCGCUGCCGGCUCCCUCACCUCCAUUGAGUUCUGCGGAGGAACGUGAGUACACAGCUCACCUUGGUUGCAGUUACUUUGCAAAGUUACAACUCAUGAUUCAGAAAUACAGAGAUGUUGUUUGAGAAUUUACUGUGAGAUUGUUGCUCGGUUGUAUUCCGUACAUUCUGUCUGAAACUUCAGGCACUUGCGGAACUCUGGCCAUGCUGCACCUUUUGUCAUUGUGUCAGAGGAGGCCAUCGCCAAGGGAAUCCGCCGUAUCGUUGCAGUGACAGGAGCAGAGGCACAGAAGGUGAGAGGACAGAACUGUUCCCAACCGUUACUGGAUGCUUGACAUUUGUGUUUGUCAUUAUACUUUUGUAAAAUGUUCACAUCAAAUUGUAUUAGUCACAUACAUGUGUUUAGCAGAUGUUAUUGCAGGUGUAGCAAUGCUUGUGCUUCUAGUUCCGACAGUGCAGUAAUAUCUAACAAGUAAUAUCUAACAAUUUCACAACAUAUACCCAAUACAGAGUAAGGAAUGGAAUUAAGAAUAUAUACAUAUAUGGACGAGCAAUGACAGAGCGGCAUGGACUAAGAUACAGUAGAAUAUUAUAGAAUACACUAUAUACAUAUGAGAUGAGUAAUGCAAGAUAUGUAAACAUUAUUAAAGUGACUAGUGGGUGAUGAUCGGUAUACGUAAGACUCUUUCGUAACCGCUAUUUACUCAACGGUAACUAUUUUGUGCUCUAACGUUAACUUGAAUCCCAUCCCCUCCCUGCUCUGUUCAGGCCCAGAGGAAAGUAGAUGCUCUGAGACAGUCUCUGUCUGCUCUGGGGGAGAAGGUGAAGGUUCAGACCGCCCCCAAUAAAGACGUGCAGAAGGAAAUCGCUGACAUGACAGAGGUGAGAGCUGUCGCAGAACAUCCAGCCCUUAAUGAGCUGUGUCUGUCUGUGUGUUUACUUACUAUGUCUCUGUUCUGUGUUGUUGCAGUUUCUGGGCAUGGCAGUGAUCUCCCAGUGGCAGAAGGAUAAGAUGAGGGAGGCCCUGAAGGGCUUGAAGAAGACCAUGGAUGACCUGGACCGUGCCAGCAAGGCUGACGUCCAGAAAAGGGUAAGAGAGAGGGGCCAGACAUGGGGUUUUGGGGGGGUUGGUGGAGGUUUUUUUUACUGGGUGAAGGGAUACUACAUGUCAUAGAAAUUGAUGUGCUAUGUAGUUGGGGAGUAUGCAGGUCAUUCUAUAUGAAUGGUGCUUUCCUAAUGUUCUCUGGUUCAGCUGGUCUUUCAUUGCUAUAUUUUCUCUGCUUCCCCUCCCCCAGGUUCUUGAAAAGACCAAGGAGAUGAUUGACAGCAGCCCUAACCAGCCGCUGGUAGUCAUGGAGAUGGAAAGUGGAGCCUCUGCCAAGGUAACAACUAGGGCUGUGGCGGUCACAAUUUUGUCAGCCGGUGAUUAUCAAGCAAAUAACUGUCGGUCUCAAAGUAAUUGACCGUUAGUUAACAUAAACACGUUUAGCAUCUCCUGGCUUCCACACAUAGCCUACAAGCCACUGAUGCAGACCUUUGGAACAUCUACAUUUAAAAAAGUCUAAUAGAUCCAUGUAAUAUAGCCUACACCUUCACAAUAAAUCCAUUAUUUAUUUUAGACAGGUCUAAAGAAACAUGAUAUGAAGAAAAUGUAGUCUAUUUCAGAAGAACAGAAUAGCAUACUCUGAGUUGUCCUUAUGUUAGGUCCUGAUCUAGCUGUGCCAUAUGGCUGUGGUCUACACUAAUUCAUUUACAGACAAGAUUUGCUUAGAAUUCCGUGCCAUUAUUUUAUAGUAUGAAGAAUACAAUUGAACAAAGCUGAAUAAAAUAUAAAUAUUUUCUCCAAACAUUUGAGGGAGUGCGCACAUGCGGCUAUUCUGUGUUGUGCGAUUAACAAAGAAUGCAUGAAGGAACUCUAAUGAUGAUUGGAAAAAAGUAGCUUGAAAGGCAUGAGCUCAGCUUUUAUUUUUUGCGCAGGUUUUUUGCGCGGUCUCUCAUUCACAAUUUGAGAAGCACUUGAUAAUGUCUCGAAUUUCCCUGCGGCAUCCCCUUUGUGGCCAUAAUGCACCCUAAAGAAAUACAUGCCUUUUGCAGCCUUUCUCCCUAAAUGCUGCCCACUCCGAAGCACCUCUCAUCUCACUCACACAGUUCUCCAUCACGUGAUCGGGUCUUUCUCACAGGCUACAAGUGAAGACAGACAUAUCGGGGACGCAACUGCGUGCGUCCUUAUCCAAUUACACAUGUACUUUUCGUCAGCCAACAAGAUGAGUGGGCCUAAUGAACAGCAAAAGCACUAGCCUAUGUCAAUCUACUAUCCCCCAUACUAUAAAAGUUGACCUAUUCUGUGCGAGAUAUAAAUAUUCCAAACAUAGACUGGGACAGUUGUGGGAUGUGAUAGAUCCCAAAUUAGUACAACCACUAGCAUCAAAAAAAAGUUUUUACGCAAUGAGGCUGACGCAUCAGAUCAGAACGUUUAGCUUAAAAUGUUGAUAAACGAUUAGGCUAUUUCUUCACAUAAUAAGCGCAGCAAGGCGCACACGUCAUCUCUGCACUUAAAUAGCGAAUGGAGGAUGCUUUUCCUGUGGUUCAUUUUCAUGCCAGCCAGGUAGGCUGUACUCCUGUUGUAAAGAUAAGCUUAAUAUUUGCAUAAUAUUAGGAAAGUUGAGAAAUAAAUAUAGUAGGCGUAGCCUAUAGAAAGCUGAAGGGAUCCUCCUCUUUUUAAUAGAGGUCAUCACUGUUUUCUCACGCAAUUGCAUAGCCUAUAGAAUUGUUGCGCAACAUGAGCUCUUGGGCUCUCAUGAUCACAUUUGCAUUGAUGUCAGAGUGAUUAGAGGGACAAUAGAGUGCUGAGUACCAGGCAGUUCGCAAGUUUGGUAGGCUACUAAUGACCAUCAGCAGCAUCAGAGCUUGGAGAAGCCUAAUUACCGUGACUAAACGGUCAGGUGAAAUUUGACUGCCUUCAUGACUCAUGACCGCCGUUGUGACGGUAAUACGGUCACCGCAACAGCCCUAGUAACAUCAUCAUCCUUUUAUCUUCUCUACAGCCAAUCCUACCACUGUGGAGAAUUACAACACACCGCGGCACAGAUUGUCAUCCCUAAGUUUGAAUCAAAAGUGUAAUUAGACUGAAAUAUAUAGUCUAUUUUCUAACCCUGUCACUGUGUAUUUCUCUGUCACAGGCUCUGAAUGAGUCUCUGAAACUGCUGAAGACCAACUCCCCCCAGACUGCUGCUAUGCUCUUCACAGUAGACAACGAUGCUGGAAAGAUAAUCUGUUUAUGCCAGGUGCCCCAGGUAAGCCAUUCGCUCAACCUACGUGUGUUUGCAUUCAUGCACACUAUAAUUCACAGAUUAGCUCCUUGUUUGUGCGUAAUGCAAUAACCUGCAUUUUUUUGUUGGGAUAGUAUCUUAUCUUUUGACUCUCUCCUCUACCAGGAUGUUGCCAACCGGGGCCUGAAGGCCAGUGAGUGGGUGCAGGAGCUCUGCCCUCUGAUGGAUGGCAAGGGUGGUGGCAAGGAUAUGUCUGCCCAGGCCACUGGCAGGAACACACACUGCAUAGAGGAGGCACUGCAGAUGGCCAACCAGUUUGCCCAACUUAAACUGGGUGAAAAUUAAUAGAGGACGACGAGGAGGCUGGGGUGUGGUGAAGGAUUAUGGGGAAAGACCCCUGGAUCCAACCCCACCAUCCCCACUGGAAUGUUCCAGCUCUGUUCUCUGUGUCUCUGAACUGGACGUUCCAGAAAAUUGUAUAGGAACAUUCACCCAUAGGAACAUUCACCCAUCCAAAGGUUAGAAAGGAAGCAGAUACAAUAGCCCUCUUUCUCUGAAAGGGAGAUGCAUCUGCAAUUUAUGGAGGAUACCAUGGUUUUCAUCCAUGCACAAUUUGAUGGCUCUCUGCAAGAUCUGUGUGGUCGAAGGAGGUCACUCUGAUUAGGUGAUCGAAUGAUUGAUAGGAUGUGGGGGGUAGCAUCCUCAUACACCUAUCUGAUCUGUCCUGUAGUAGAUAGUAUUAGUCCUCCAUCAUCCCAUCUUCCUCCACCUUUUAACUAAUGAUGGAAAUACUCAACGGUAAACUGCUUCAGUUCAUUGCUUGUUUCUCUCUAUUUCAUUGGCCUCUCCAUGUCAUUGCGUUUGUGUCUCACUUCCCCUCCAUGACUGUGGAGCGAUGUGGUCUCUGCAGACUGGCUUUCCUGGCAGUUGUAAUGUACAUUCACAACAGUAACCUUGGCACCAGUCAGCGCCACCAGCUGUGUAACAGUCUUAUUGUCUGACAUCUCAAUAUUAAUGUAGUCAAUUAAUAAUGAAUUAAAUAAAUGGAUGACAUGACAUUGUCAGUUUGGUGAAAUGCAUUUUAUUGGCACUUAUGAAUGCAUUGUGAUGUCCAUGUCUGAUGCAUUCCAUGUUGUGGAAUAAAAAUACUGAUAACACUUGAUUUCUACUUCUACUAGUAUUUAGAUCUCUCGUCUCCUGUAGUUUAUGGGCGAUGGUAAGAUUAUCUAUUUGUCUGAUUCCAGGUAACGAUGUCCAGCAUUAGUACGGGGCUGACGUGUUGCAAGUGCUCUUUUACUGCCCCACUGUAGAAAAUACC